Messenger RNA from Silurus meridionalis, 4039 nucleotides. RefSeq names its product unconventional myosin-XIX. Gene Ontology annotation, cellular component: cytoplasm; myosin complex; vesicle. Gene Ontology annotation, molecular function: actin filament binding; ATP binding; microfilament motor activity. The record is from RefSeq and is a predicted model, not a curated record. NCBI's taxonomy places the organism in Eukaryota, Metazoa, Chordata, Actinopteri, Siluriformes, Siluridae. Bases 150 to 3092 code for a protein of 980 amino acids. Gene Ontology annotation, biological process: actin filament organization; vesicle transport along actin filament. The transcript is spliced from 23 exons.
CGUUGAAGCAUUUUUGUCCUUCACUGUGGGAUUUUCUGACUCAGAAGCAGGAAAGUUACACACACAGGCUGGUAAUGGCGGGACUGCAAGACUAGAGACCAAAAAAGAGAAAAGAAAAAACAUCCUGGACAGUCCUGGUUCUUUGUAUUAUGGCAGAUGCCAAGCAGAAACUUUUAUUCGGGACUGAAAAGGUGUUUGGAGACAGAACAGAUGGUAAAUCUCUGAGUUUUGAGCAAAAUGGAAGAGCAGGACGUCCUGGGAAGCAGGUAAACAGCGUAACAGAGCGGCUUCAGGCUCGCAGGAAGUCUCUUAAUGACUCGCUGGAAGGAGACGUCAGAGCCUUUCUGGUAAAUGAGGCUGACCUCCACACCUACGAUGACCUGACCAAAGUCAACCCUGUAACCCCAACCACAGUGCUAAAAUGCCUGCAGGCACGUUACAGUGCCAGAGUGUUUUACACUCAUGCCGGCUGCACUCUGGUGGCUCUGAACCCCUUCCAGCCCAUUCCUCACCUGUACUCACUGGACGUGAUGCACGAGUACCACUCAGCUUCCCAACCUCAGGAUUUUAAGCCUCACAUCUACAUUGUAGCAGAAGAGGCAUACAGGAAUGUUCAGGGCCAAGUUGAACCUGUCGACCAGUCACUUGUGGUCUCAGGAGAGAGUGGAGCUGGGAAGACAUGGACUUCCCGUUGCCUCAUGAAGUACUAUGCCACAGUGGCUGCCUCAUCCCAGAAAUGCCAGCACACAGUGGAGAGGAUUGAGAGAAGAGUGCUGGAUUCAAACCCCAUCAUGGAAGCAUUUGGCAACGCUUGCACUUUACGCAACAACAACAGCAGCCGCUUCGGAAAGUACAUCCAGCUCCAGAUGAACAGUUCUCAGUUGCUGGUAGGGGCUUCUGUGCAAACGUACCUCUUGGAGAAGACACGGGUGGCUUUUCAAGCUCCUAACGAGAGGAACUUCCACAUUUUUUAUCAGAUGGUGAAGGGAGCCACAGCGGAACAGAGACAGGAAUGGCAGAUGCCAUGUAACCAAAAGUUUGCCUGGUUGCCAAAUGCAGAGAAAACUUUAGAAGAGGAUUGCUUUCAGGAGACGGUCGAUGCCAUGGUCAGCCUCGGAAUCGAUGCGGACAAGCGUGCACAGAUUUUCAGGAUCCUGGCAGGACUUCUGCAGCUGGGGAAUGUGAAUUUCGGUCCUGCUCCUGAGUCUGAGCCCUGUGGCCUCGACCAACAGUCCAAAGAUUUUUUAGAGAUGACAGCGGCUCUGUUGCGUGUGCCGGCAGAUGAGCUGCAGGAGUGUAUGAGUGUACGGCUGUUGCGCGCAGGAAAGCAGAGCGCUUUGCUCAAACCCUGUUCCCAGAGCGAGUGUGUUGUGCGUAGGGACUGUCUCGCUAAAGUCAUCUACGCACGACUUUUUGAUUGGUUGGUUGGCUUCAUCAACACCAGCAUGUGUGCAGACAACUCCAAGUGGUGCAACUUCAUCGGCCUUUUGGAUGUGUAUGGCUUCGAGUGUUUCCUCCUGAACAACCUGGAGCAACUGUGCAUUAACUACGCCAAUGAGAAGCUGCAGCAGCAUUUUGUAGCUCACUAUCUGAAGGCCAAGCAGGAGGAAUACGUAUCCGAAGGACUGCAGUGGUCCUUCAUUCGCUACCAGGACAACCAGAGAUGCCUGGAUCUGAUAGAGGGAAAUCCUACUGGAAUAUUCUCCUUGCUUAAUGAGGAAUGCCGCCUGAACAGAGCCUCUGACGCAAAGCAGUUCCGUGAGCGUUUACAGAAGGAGCUUUCUGACAAAGCCAGUAUGAGCUGGGACAAGUUUAGCAAGCAACCGCACUUCAUUGUAGCUCAUUAUGCUGGCAAAGUUAGCUACCAGAUUGAGGGCAUGAUGGAGAAGAAUAAGGAUCCAGUUCCCCCUGAACUCCUCAGCUUGCUGCAAAAGUCAGAAGACCCUCUGCUGCAAAGUCUCUUUGCAGACUCAAACACUGAAGAAAACCCUCGGGGUCACAGCAAAGUCGUCACUGUUGUCUCUAAAUUCAAGAACUCCUUGGAGAAUUUAAUGAAGAUUCUGCACCGCACCACUCCUCAUUACACACGCUGUAUUAAACCCAACCCCGACUGCAAGCCGCUCACCUUCAAGAAGGAAGAGGUGAUCAUGCAGCUAGAGGCGUGUGGAAUAGUGGAGACCAUUAACAUCAGUGCUGCAGGUUUCCCUAUCAGGGUCCCCUAUGGCAACUUUAUCCAUCGUUACGGGUUGAUCACCAAAUCUAGGCUCCUGACUCAAGGUGAAAAUGGAGAAGAGAACAGGGAUCAUAUCACGCUCGGUCCCGCUGUCCGGGACGUCCUGAAUGCAGUCCUGAGGACCAAUUCUUUUGACCCUGACCCCACACCUAACAACAAUAACGUGAUGGUGCAUUGUGGGAAGACUAAAGUGUUUUUGACCCACGUAAUGUUGGAGCUAUUGGAGGAGCGGAGGCAUAGAGUGCGCUCUCAGAAGGCCUUCUCAAUCCAGUGCUGCUGGCGCAGACACCAGUGCCGUCAGCGAGCCAUCAGGAUGAAGAGUGUCACUAUUAUACAAGCAGUGCUGCGGGCUUGGCUGGUCAGGAGAGAGGUGAAGAGAUGGCACAAAGCUGCCACAAUCAUCCAGAGGAAAUGGAGGACGUGGAGGACUUUGAUGGAUUUCCUUGCCGAGGCGGAGUUGGACGAAGCUGAGGACCUGCAGGAGGAAGAAAAGGCAUGUUCAUGGCUGAUGCAAAAAGCUUCUGUACAGCUCUCCAGCUUCCCCAAUCCAGUAGCAGUCAGCAGCUGGCCUCUGGGCCUGGCUAUGACCUUCAUCCCCAGCAUCACCGUGACUCUCACCACCACAGGAUUCCACAAGGUCAUGUCCAUCAUGGCUACGCUGAAGAUCCCCUUCAGGAAUGGAGAGUACAAAGUGGAGCCCAACCAGUUCAAGCAGGGUGUGGCUUCUAUACGAGCACAGCCACAGGGCUCUGUAAAGCUCCACAUGCAGAGAUCUCCUCUCCGCUACGCCGAAAUGUACCCAGGACCCCUCGGUGACGAAGUGACCGGGUUUAAUCAGAUUCUGCUGGAGAAAACUUAAGCAUAUGUGUAGCUGCUCCUCCAUAUCAAUUCACUGUAAUCAACCAAAACAAGCGCUAUCCAAACCAAUGCACUUUCCAAAUGCAUAAGCGGGACUGAAUGCCAGUGAAACUCAUCGCUGCCACAUGUAAUGUAAUUCAGGGUUUUUUUUGUUUGUCUGUUAUUGUGUAUGUGCCUUUUGUUCAUUACAGUCUACAUACUACUGUAGGCUAUUUUAUACGUAUUCAUUCCCAGAUUAUGCUUCCUGCAUGAGGUAUUCGGUUUUAUAAUCAAAGGCUGAUUAUUUGGUUUUGAAAACAUCAAAUAUUUAUUUGAUUAGAGAUUAUUUUUUACAUGUAUUAAAAUUGAAAGAUUGAGAAAAAUGGGUAAGGGAAACUUGAACUUUAGACAUGUUUGCACUUGAGAGUUAAGUCUAUUUCUAAAUAGGGAAGAAAACAUUAGAUUCAUAGUAUAGCAAAAAAAAACCUAAACGUCUUGACUGAUCAAAUAUUCUAUUCAUCAAUUUAUAACAUGAUCAAACCACAGAUUUUCUUUAUGAUUUAAAUAUUCAAUAUAACUAGAACUUUGCAUCAACUGGAUCUGGUUUCUGGAUUUAAAACUCAAAGGAAACCGGAACAUGCAAUCAACUGGAACUGGUUUCUGGAUUGUUUAGUACUGUGUACUUCAGAUACAUUUCUGCUUUAUUUUAAGGCUCAUUGCACAGACAAAUACAAACACUACUUUUAUAGGGAGGAUGAGGAGCAUUUAUGACUUAACCAGGACGUGAUUCUGACGUGUUCUUUUUCCACACUAUAUGUGAUCCCCCACCCCAGCUUCAUGUCAAUAUUAUAUGUAUAAUGUUCAUGUACUGUAUUGGAAAUCUGAAACAAUUUCAGUACUAGAUAUUGUAAUAUUGACAUUAUGCUUUGAAAAAUGUUUUAUCAAAAAACUAAUAAAUUUCAUAUGGCA